Vigna angularis (adzuki bean) is the source of this 846-nucleotide messenger RNA. Its product is annotated as putative expansin-B2. The transcript is spliced from 4 exons. Bases 31 to 846 code for a protein of 271 amino acids. The record is from RefSeq and is a predicted model, not a curated record. Gene Ontology annotation, biological process: sexual reproduction. Gene Ontology annotation, cellular component: extracellular region. NCBI's taxonomy places the organism in Eukaryota, Viridiplantae, Streptophyta, Magnoliopsida, Fabales, Fabaceae.
GUAACAGCAUCCCAGUGAUACUCUGAUAGCAUGUCUUAUACGCUUAAACAUGCAUUCUCUCAUUCACUCACUCUUCUAGCUUCCUUUUCAAUACUCUUAGUGGUCCCUUCUUCUUGUUUCAACCCCAAAAAGAUUGUGAAUGCUUCAAUUCAUUCAUACUCUUCAGAUGGUUCAUGGUCAUCUGCCGUGGCUACUUGGUAUGGACCUUCCCAUGGGGAUGGAAGUGAAGGUGGUGCUUGUGGUUAUGGCAGAACUGUUGGGGAGCCUCCAUUCUCAUCAAUGAUAGCUGCAGGAAGCCGUCCUUUGUUUGAUUCAGGCAAAGGCUGUGGUUCUUGUUACGAGGUGAAGUGCACAGGGAAUAAAGCAUGCUCAGGCAACCCUGUGAGGGUAGUCAUCACAGAUAACUGUCCUGAUUGUGGUUCUGACGCACAUUUUGAUAUGAGUGGCGCUGCUUUUGGUCAAAUGGCAGUUUCAGGUCAAGCCGAUCAACUACGCAAUGUUGGCAGAAUAGCCAUUCAAUACAACAGGGUUGCAUGCAACUACGGUAGGUCAAUAGUUUUCCAUGUGGACUCUGGAUCGAACCAAGAUUAUUUAGCAGUGAUGGUUGAAUAUGAAGAUGGAGAUGGUGAACUUGAGAGAGUUGAAGUGAAGGAAGCAUCUUCAGAGUCAUGGGAAGCCAUGGAAAAAUCUUGGGGUGCAGUUUGGAAAUAUAACAAACGGUCACAACUCAAAGCACCAUUCUCUAUAAGGCUAACCAACUUUGAGUCCAAGACUAUUGAGGCUAGCAAUGUCAUUCCUGCUGGCUGGACACCUGGUAGUUCUUAUGUAUCGAAUGUUAAUUUUUGA